GACGCAACAGAAGAAGACGACGUAGAAGUGAAAGAAGAAGCAGACGAAGAAGAGAAAAACACGAGUGGAGGAGGAGCCGUCAGUGAGCGCAUCACUAUUUUUCCUGUUUGGGCCCCUGGUGAACUCAAGCUGCUGAUGUCAUAGGCCUGAAGAUGGCUUCUGCCAGCCUGAUGGACCAGUCGCUCCAUCUAACUAUUAGGCUACAACAGGAGGAAGAGGAGAAACAAGAAGAAGAAAACAUUUGUUCAACUGACCAUGAUAGUAGAGCAGUUGAUAAAAAAGGCAGUGUCGAUGAUGGCUCAGGCAAAACAGGAAGUCCCCAAACAGCACACGCUACUAGCAAGGGUGGUGGUGUCACAUUAGAUUCUCAAGCACGAGGCCAAGACCAGAGGGAGUGCAUCAGUCCAACGCUCAUAAUGGAAGUUAUAACUGCGGAGGAAGAGGAAACAAGGAAGGGAGGAAAAGAAAAAGAGAGGGAGCUGACAAUGUCAAAUGUUUCUUCCACCUGUCAAGCGCUAAAGCGACGUAGUAGAGGGAAGAAUGUUCCAGAGGUAUCUGUACUACCACUAGACCUCCCUGAGGAAGAGAGAGAAGUUCUGACAACUCCAGUGAAAAGGCGAACCCAAAGAAAGAGAGCUCUACCUACUGCAUUGUCCUCCUCAGAAGAAUUGAAUUCAAAGACACUACUUCCCUUUCCAGAAAAGAGAAGUAACAGAAAGAGAAAACCUACCCUUCCGUUUGUUGUGGAAGAAAAAGCCAGCAAUAGGGUUCCUUCCAUUUCUGUGAAGAGGGGCCCUGGCAGAAAGUUAACUCCUAUCCCAGUGAAAAUACCCCCUGAGCUGCUGAAGAUGGCUAAGGAGAAGCUAGACUACCACUGUUCAGUGUGUGGCAAAGACUUCCCUCAUGUGUAUAAACUCAAGAGGCAUGAACUGACCCAUACGGGAGAGAAACCGUACUGUUGCUCUAUCUGUGGAAGGGGCUUCAACCAGAAAGGAAAUCUCAAAACGCACUACAAGGUUCACACAGGACUUAAAGGUAUUGAGGAUUGGGCUGACGAGAUGAAUCCCAUGUCAUCAAGGCCUCCACAAUACCCUGAGAUGCUGCCCAAUGAAUCCAGGACUGAGUCAUCUGUACGCUGCCUGGAAUGUGGGGCCAACUAUGAUAGUCUUUCAGCCUUACAAGCACACCACAUUACAACACAUACACACACAAUGGCAGAUGCAAACCCAGUUGUACAGUCUGAAUUACAGCUGCACUUCUGUCAUCGGUGCAGCGUUAUGUUCACUGGCAAAGAACAGCUAGAGGAGCAUAUGAAGAGUCAUGUCAAGGAGAAACCCUAUUCCUGUCCAGACUGUGGCAAGAAGUUCAUCAAUGAGCGAUACGUACAAGUUCACCAGCGCAUCCAUACAGGAGAGAAACCAUUCCUCUGCUCCCACUGUGGCAAAGGGUACCACACAGCCUCAUCUCUCAAGCUGCAUGAGAUGCAACAUUCAGGAGAGAGACCCUUCGCCUGUUCCCUCUGUGAAAAGACAUUUCGCAUUAACUCCUCCUUAAUGGCACAUUAUCAGACCCAUAUUAAAGAGAGACCUUUCCUUUGUAGUGUCUGUGGGAAAGGGUAUACCAGGGCGGAAGAGCUGAAAGUGCACUACAGAAUUCACACUGGAGAAAGGCCCUAUCAAUGUGGAGAAUGUGGGAAAAGCUUCAUCUAUCGCCAGGGUCUAAGACAGCAUCAGCGCACCCAUACUGGAAGGCGCAUAGGGCCCACUAGACAGCUCGGUAGACCCAAGAAACAACCCAGGCUUGAAAAUUGACAAUUGCUGUUAAUUUUGCAACCAACUGGUCUUUUUGUAAUCCAUGUACUUAUCUGUAAUGUCUAUCUGCCCCAGUCUAAAUCAAUCCAAUAUUUGCUCUUAUGCCCGGUUGCUUCUGCCCAGAGGCACCAGUUCAUGAAAAGAAGAACUACCACUUGUGUCAGCGUGGGUUAUUAAAGGCAGAUUGAAAGAUUACUCUUUGUUCUAUUAAUGUUCAUGUAUUUACCAUUUUCUGAAAGCCCAUAUGCACAGUUUUAGUGCCUUUAUACCCUGCAUGCCAGAUGUUAGUGGACAUUGUUUCCAAUCAAGUGCAGUAUUUUUGUUAAAAUCAGUAUUGGUGGAAUAGAGGAGUUUUACAGAUGUGUCUUGCUUUUUCUCCCAUCAUAUAGUUUCAAGUGUUGAGCUAUACCCAUUACACUCCCAAUCAUCUCAGUCACUGUACUUCAACAAACUGGUGGUAGAAUUGUUGUGUAGUAGCACUUAACUGUAAUACUGUUCUCUUAACAGUGAAUCAUAAGGCAGUUAUUUAUUGUUGGAGUGGUUUGAUGUAUAUUGCAGGGGAGCUGGUUCAUAAUAGAUUCCCAUGCAGAUGUGAACAAUCUAAUGUGGGUCAAAUAACCGUAACUGGAUGAUAUCAUCUCCAGCGUUUUGAGACAGAUUAGCCAUGAGAGCUGAUUAAAAGAGGGUUAUUUUCAGCAUUGGGAAUUCACAGAUUUUGGUUGCCAUCUUGUCAGAGAGGCUGAACCUGUGCAGUGUUUGAGGGGAAAAAUUGUUCCAUUUGCAAGGAUAAAUCAGGAACCGGGAUUCAGGAACGCUUUUAUAUUUGUCUUUAUUAUUAUAAAUCAGCCUGUGGCUUUAUAGGUUACAAAUGAUGUAAUUUACUGGAGAAUUUACAAUGAGAAACUAAGCCCUUACAACUAUAGCCUAAUCCCAAAUUAUUUGUUUGUAAACUAUCGGAGCAAAUUUAAGAACGGACAAUCCAUGAUGAGAAUCAACAAGAAAUGCUUACCCAUCAGUGAAUAUACAUAAUUUUCACACAAGCUGUAGUUGUGAUAGCAUGUUUUGUUCUGACACCUGAUGUUGCAGAGAAUUGAUCUGUCCUUUCCAAACUCAUUUCUGUUUAAACUUGUAAAAAAAAAUCAGAGAAUGCCAGUUCCCCAAGGUAGGUAAAGUACAAUUCUAUAACAAUGUAAACAUAGCUCACAUCCACGUGUAAUGACUUUUCUGUUAUGUUCUAGAUUUUUUUUUUCCCCUGCGUUUCAUUCUGUGGUUCAUUUUCAGCUUUUUUUUUGUUGCAUAUUUUAGUUAAAAUGCUGUCUGA
Molecule: messenger RNA, 3132 nt
Organism: Lampris incognitus (smalleye Pacific opah)
Lineage: Eukaryota; Metazoa; Chordata; Actinopteri; Lampriformes; Lampridae
Product: zinc finger protein OZF-like
Exons: 9
Coding region: 153-1811 (552 amino acids)
Cellular component (GO): nucleus
Source: RefSeq, a predicted model, not a curated record